Messenger RNA from Rubroshorea leprosula, 2270 nucleotides. The record is from the annotation of a GenBank genome assembly. NCBI's taxonomy places the organism in Eukaryota, Viridiplantae, Streptophyta, Magnoliopsida, Malvales, Dipterocarpaceae.
CAAAAGCCCACAAACCACAAGACAAAAAAGACUUCGAGAGGAGAAUAUAGAUGACUGAACCAGGGUUAGUUGAAAAUCUAACCAUGGUUAAACAUUAGGGUUAGAUUAUAUUAUAUUUCUUGGGUGCACGCUGUUUCGCAGAAAAGAAUAAACGGCUGCCUGCUUCGGAAAGCUCUCUCUUCUUCUUCACAGGCGAUUGCCCACCCAAUCUCAGCUUUUAGCAAUGGCAGACGCUCAUGAGAAUGAUAAGAACAUUGAGAUAUGGAAGAUCAAGAAGCUUAUCAAAGCACUUGAGGCUGCUAGAGGCAAUGGCACAAGCAUGAUAUCUCUCAUCAUGCCUCCACGAGAUCAGAUUUCUAGAGUUACUAAGAUGCUUGGAGAUGAAUUUGGAACUGCUUCAAACAUCAAGAGCAGGGUCAAUCGUCAGUCUGUGCUUGGUGCCAUCACUUCUGCUCAGCAGAGGCUCAAGCUUUACAGCAAGGUUCCUCCCAAUGGCCUCGUGCUCUAUACUGGAACCAUCAUAACUGAGGAUGGGAAGGAGAAGAAAGUCACAAUUGAUUUUGAGCCUUUCAGGCCUAUAAAUGCAUCUCUUUACCUCUGUGACAACAAGUUUCAUACUGAGGCAUUGAAUGAACUUCUGGAAUCUGAUGAGAAGUUUGGUUUUAUUGUCAUGGAUGGUAAUGGGACUCUCUUUGGGACACUAAGUGGUAACACCCGAGAGGUCCUCCAUAAAUUCAGUGUUGAUCUACCAAAGAAGCAUGGGAGAGGAGGACAAUCAGCUCUUCGUUUUGCUCGACUUCGAAUGGAAAAGCGCCACAACUAUGUGAGGAAAACAGCUGAACUUGCCACACAGUUUUUCAUUAAUCCUUCCACCAGUCAGCCUAAUGUUUCUGGAUUGAUACUUGCUGGGUCAGCUGACUUCAAGACUGAGUUGAGUCAAUCAGAUAUGUUUGAUCAGAGACUUCAAGCAAAAAUCCUGAAUGUUGUUGAUGUCUCUUAUGGGGGAGAGAAUGGUUUUAACCAGGCAAUUGAGUUGUCUGCAGAAAUACUAUCUAAUGUGAAGUUUAUUCAGGAGAAGCGCCUAAUAGGAAAAUACUUUGAGGAGAUAAGCCAGGAUACUGGAAAGUAUGUUUUUGGUGUGGAUGACACAUUGAAAGCUUUAGAGAUGGGAGCUGUUGAGAUCCUUAUUGUGUGGGAAAAUCUUGACAUCACUAGGUAUGUGCUAAAAAACAGUUCUACAGGUGAAGUUGUCAUAAAACAUCUGAACAAGGAUCAGGAAACCGAUGAGAAAAACUUUCGUGAUUCAGCUAGUGCAGCAGAAUUGGAAGUUCAGGAGAAGAUGCCUCUGUUAGAGUGGUUUGCCAAUGAGUACAAGCGGUUUGGAUGUAGUCUUGAGUUUGUUACCAACAAAUCACAGGAGGGAUCCCAAUUUUGUAGAGGAUUUGGAGGGAUAGGAGGCAUUCUCCGUUACCAGCUUGACAUGAGAGAAUUUGAUGAUCUUUCUGAUGAUGGUGAAGUUUAUGAAGAUUCGGAAUAGCAAUCAAUUAAAUUUACCCCAUCACAGGUGCAGGAUGAUGGGGUAAAAAGCAAGAAGGCUGCACCGGCGCGAGCUGUUCGCGUUUCUUCUGCUGCUCAGAAUGUCCCACAUGUUUUCAAAGCUCUAAUUAAGACCGUAUACAGUGAUGUUUCAAUCAAGUGGAUGAUGGAGCCAGUUAUGAAGUCAAUAUGUGGCCGGAAAAAGCAUCUAAACUUGCAAGGUUUCACCUUGAGGCUGGAGCUAGCUUCUAUUUACGUGGAUCUAAAUCCUUUGCACGUUUGUAUCUCGAUGGUCCAGCUCUGAUCUGGAAACUCAGUCUAUCAUGCAUUUGUGGUUUAAGAUUGCCUUGGUUUACAAGGUCAUGCUUGUCAGUACUAUUUCUGUGUUUUAGCUAUGGUUGCCAGUACUGUUUAUGUUUUUUUAACAAUGUGUUGGUAUUCUCACUGCUUUGAUUACAAAGCAGUUGUUGUCUUGAAAAAUUGAUUCUGCUGGAGUCUUUAACUUCUACUGUUGGUUGGAAGAUUCUCAUUAUAAAAGUUAUAUGUUUGAAUGUGUGUGCUAAUCUUCUUCUUUUGUGGUAUACUGAUAUCAUGCAUCCUAUGCUUUAAAGCUUCUUCAUUAUUUUUGCCAUUGAGGGUCGUUCUUAUAUCUGAGCCAAGGGGAGUUUUUUUCAGUAUAACUAGUCUCUGUUACUGUAUGCUUUACUUGCACUCAAUGAAACUCAUUUGGUUCU